UACAUUUUAGUAUUUACUACUACUCUAAAAUCAUUAAUAAAUAGAAUAGAUCUACUAGAUCUAGAUCUAGAUCUGUAUGUUUAUUUUAUAUUAAAAAACUAGUGUCCACUUUGAUUUUUACGCUUUAGAGAACAUAGAAAAUGAAAUCUUUAACAGUGAAAGAGGCCCUUUUACAGAUGAGGAAAGGCAUUCUUACAGCCCAAGAGCUUUGUGUUUCUUGUCAAGAGAAAAUAAAAAAGACAAAGAGUUUAAAUAUGUAUGUUACAGAAACAAGAAGUGAAGAAGUUCACAAACAAGCUGAAUUGUCUCAUUUAGCAUACAAGAAAGGUGUGCCAAAGUCUUUAGAAGGUAUCCCGAUAGCGUUUAAGGAUAACUUUUGUACAAAUGGCUAUCCUACAACUUGUUCCUCAAAAAUGCUUCUAAACUACAAGCCACCAUUUGAUGCCACUAUGGUCUCAAAAAUUAACCAAGCUGGAGGAAUCGUACUGGGAAAAACAAACAUGGAUGAAUUUGCGAUGGGUUCAGGCAGCUUAGACAGCUGUCAUGGUCCAGUGAUCAACCCUUGGAAUUAUGUAGUGUCUCCUUCAAGCUCCCCUACCACUGCGAGCAGCAGCCAGGACAGUUUACCAUCAAGCUCUGUUACAAAUCCUUCAGACUGGUUUAUAGCUGGUGGUAGUUCAGGUGGCAGUGCUGCAGCUGUGGCUUCUGGCACUUGUUUAGCUGCAUUUGGGUCAGACACAGGUGGAUCAACAAGAAAUCCUGCAAGCUACUGUGGUGUUGUGGGGUUAAAACCAACGUAUGGACUUUUAUCUAGGCAUGGGCUAAUUCCUCUUGUUAACUCUAUGGAUGUUCCAGGCAUUUUAACAAAAACUGUUGAAGAUAGUGCUCUAAUUUUAAACAAUGUUGCAGGGCAUGAUGUUCGUGACUCUACAACUUUAACAGACUCAUACACACCAUUUAAUAUACAAGAAAAUCUAGAUUUGUCCAAAUUACACAUUGGGAUUCCCAAGGAAUUCCAUGCACCAUUUUUGUCGGAAGAUGUUCUCAGUUUAUGGAAAAAAAUAGCUGAUCAAUUUGAACAAGCUGGUGCUAAAGUCACCCAAGUCUCAAUGCCCAAUACACCUAUGUGUAUUAUAUGUUAUCAUGUUUUGUGCUGUUGUGAGGUAGCUUCCAACUUUUCUCGUUAUGACGGAAUAGAAUUUGGUCUAAGAGAUGGCACUGAAGAAUCCACAGAGGAACUUUAUGCUCAGAGCAGACACAAAGGGUUUAAUGAUGUUGUGAGAGGUAGAAUUCUGGCUGGGAACUAUUUUCUUUUGAAAAAGAAUUACAAUGACUAUUUUAUAAAAGCUCAGAAGGUAAGGCGGUUGAUCAGUAAUGACUUCCAGAAUGUUUUUUCUACUGGAGUCAACCUGUUGCUGACGCCGACCACUUUAACAGAUGCCCCAUUGUACAGCUGGUUCAGUAAACAAGACAACAGAACGCGGUGCGAGGAGCAGGAUAUUUUUACCACACCAGCCAAUAUGGCAGGUGUUCCAGCCAUAACUCUACCACUUGGACUGUCAAGGCAAGGGCUACCUUUAAGCUUACAGCUGAUGGGUCCACAUUUAAGUGAAUCCACUUUGCUCUCUGCAGCUUACUGGUUGGAACAACAAGCACAGUUCUCACAUUUAGAUAUUGAUUUAUUAGACCAGUUAAACAACAAGCACAGUUCUCACAUUUAGAUAUUGAUUUAUUAGACCAGUUAAACAACAAGCACAGUUCUCACAUUUAGAUAUUGAUUUAUUAGACCAGUUAAACAACAAGCACAGUUCUCACAUUUAGAUAUUGAUUUAUUAGACCAGUUAAACAAAUCUUUCUUGAGUGUGUAAACUGUUCAGUUAGCCACAAAAGCUAUACUAUAGUAGUAAAGCGUUUGGAAGACUUCUCAAUUGGUUCACAUGUCACCGUCUCCAUCCAGCUCUAACAUGUAUUCAGGAAAUGAA
Molecule: messenger RNA, 1982 nt
Organism: Physella acuta
Lineage: Eukaryota; Metazoa; Mollusca; Gastropoda; Physidae
Product: glutamyl-tRNA(Gln) amidotransferase subunit A, mitochondrial
Biological process (GO): glutaminyl-tRNAGln biosynthesis via transamidation; mitochondrial translation
Cellular component (GO): glutamyl-tRNA(Gln) amidotransferase complex; mitochondrion
Molecular function (GO): glutaminyl-tRNA synthase (glutamine-hydrolyzing) activity
Source: RefSeq, a predicted model, not a curated record